This is a messenger RNA of Amphibalanus amphitrite, 1941 nucleotides long. Its product is annotated as mediator of RNA polymerase II transcription subunit 4-like. Gene Ontology annotation, biological process: regulation of transcription by RNA polymerase II. Gene Ontology annotation, cellular component: core mediator complex; mediator complex. The coding region runs from base 908 to 1648 and encodes 246 amino acids. Gene Ontology annotation, molecular function: transcription coregulator activity. Lineage: Eukaryota; Metazoa; Arthropoda; Thecostraca; Balanomorpha; Balanidae. The transcript is spliced from 5 exons. The record is from RefSeq and is a predicted model, not a curated record.
GCAUUCGAUUCAAUUUUAUUUAAUUAAUUGAAUCAUUAAGUUUGAAGUGUGAAAACGUGCCCUGUUGAUAAUUCUACUGCGUCCUGUUUGAUGGCUUACGACCUUAGGUUUUAUGCGAGAGGCUAAAGCCCAAAGGCCUGUAGUAAUCCACUCCAGUCCAGUUUGUGAGUGACAGUGUUAACUGUUAGGUAGGUACUUUCCGUAUGGUAGGGCCCGUCGGGGCAGGGUGAAGUGGAGGUGUCACUAGUGAGACUGAUCUUUGUGGAAUGUGAACGUGAUUUGGAUCUGGUACCUACUCAGUGCCUUUAACACUGGCCAGCUUGAUAUAACCUGCACUCAAUUUCAUUUCUUUGAUUCCUAUUCAUUUCUAUGGUUCAUCUAAUGCCAUAUUUGAAAUUAUUGGUGCACUUGAUUUUGAAUGGUUUUGACAGGCAUUAAAAAAUCAAAUUAUAUCAGGUAAUGAUGCUUGACAUCCAUGAACACACAAGUGAAAUUAUAUGCUAACCAGGUAGUUGUGGGUAGCUGCAUGCUGUAAUGCAAAGUCCUGUCAAAUGAUUUUGGAUGAAACCAUUUUAUUUUAUUUAUUAUGUUGCGUGAAUGCUUAGGUACAUAUUUGAUGCCCAACUUCAAUUUCAUGUAGAUUAUCUUGCUAAAACAUGUUAUUCUUAUUAUUGAUAAGAUGCUUUCUGAGUGCUUUUCUCCUUUUGCACCCUAAAAAAGCAUGAAAAGAAAAAAACAUCCUUGUAAGUUGUAAGGCUGAAAAGUGAGACCACACAUUAAUGCUUUGGAUACAUUUUACAGAAAACACAAGUUACACUGAACCACAUAUUUGGUCAGGUAAGCUCAGAACACAAACAAAUAUAAUUGAGUAAUUAAUUUAUCCAUUAUUUUGUAUCAAGCAUAAGGAAUGGCUCAUUCUGGCAUCAGCACUAGAGAGAAGAUCCUUGGACUGAUUGAUGAUAUUGAACUAAUAUCAAGGGAAAUGCUUGACAACUGCACUGCUCCCAAACAUCAAAAGCUAUCGAGUUCUGAGCAUCAACUGCUGACAGAACUACUCAUCAAAAAGGAUGCUGAUCUGAAAGCAGCAAUGAAGGCCAACGCUAUCUACCAGGCCAAGCAGAAGCUCGAGUCUAUAGCCAGGGCGGAGAAUGGGCCUGUGAACGCCGACGAUCUCAUCCGAUAUGCGCACCGGAUCAGUUCGACCAACGCCGUGAGCGCUCCGCUGUCGUGGCAGCAGGGCGACCCGCGGCGACCCUAUCCUACCGAUAUGGAGAUGCGCCGCGGCCUGAUGGGUCGGCUGGUGGACCUGCCGAUCGGAGGCCAGCAGCUGCUGCAGCCUCUGCUGGAGCAGCAGCAGCAGUCGGUGGCGGCACGCGGCGCCCAGGAGCCGGCGCCGCCGCCCCCGCCGCCGCCACCGCCGCCGAUGCAGCAGCAGUCCAACCAGCUGCCGCCGCCGCCCCCGCCGCCGCCUCCGCCGCCCCCUCCGCCGGCGUCGGCGGGCGGCCAGUUCCAGUGGCAGCCGUCGGGCGAGAUCCACCUGGGCGUGCAGGGCGGCGCCAGCGUGCCACUGGAGAAGCCGGCCGCCGCCGCGGACGUGGAGGUGAUGUCCACGGACAGCUCGAGCAGCAGCAGCAGCGACUCGCAGUGAGCGCCGAGCCGACGCGGGCAGUCGCCUCCGCCGUCCGGGGAUCCGUGCCGGCCGCAUCGCCGUUAUCAGGACAUGUCAAUGGGCGACAGUUGGGUGCAAAGACAUUGAGACAAUAGUGGGUGCUGCGCAGCUGUACUGCCGCGAUGCUACUCAGGUUGAGUGAGUGCAGCGAGCCAUUUGUGUCAUCUGCCUGUCACCAUUGUUGUAAUUCACCUUAUCGAUCGCUGUUUUUCAUAUUGUGUGUACAGUGUAAAUAUGGAUUGUGCUUUGUAAUAAAAACGGUUUUAAACAUC